Molecule: messenger RNA, 3245 nt
Organism: Oncorhynchus keta (chum salmon)
Lineage: Eukaryota; Metazoa; Chordata; Actinopteri; Salmoniformes; Salmonidae
Gene: pgr
Product: progesterone receptor
Exons: 9
Coding region: 251-2413 (720 amino acids)
Biological process (GO): regulation of DNA-templated transcription
Molecular function (GO): sequence-specific DNA binding; DNA-binding transcription factor activity; zinc ion binding
Source: RefSeq, a predicted model, not a curated record
CAUUGAUUGAGCCACAGGCGUAUGGGUUGUACCAUUGUAUUCCUCUAUAUAUAUACAGCAAGCCAGUGGUAGCUGCACAGCAAAUCGGAAAGGGUCGAACACUAAAGGCACAGCCUGUCACAACGCGGAAAAGCAUUUUGGGAAGUUCUUUCUUUGCACCAAGAGACACCACCCACUCUAGUCUCCUCACCGACUGACAGGGACUCUGACUGACUGGCGUCGUCGUGAUUUCUGUAGCUUUGACAACAAAAUGGAAAAUGAACACACAGCAGACAGGAUGGACUCAGCGAACACAUUGAGCCCAGACGUCACAGACUCCAGUAAAAGAGUAAGUUAUUUGAUUGAGAAGUAUAAAGAUGUAGGAUUUGGUCAGCCUCGGAAAUUCUCUAAGGAGCCACAGUCUCAAGUCUGCAUGUCCUCCGUCGUGCGUAGUUUUGGAAACGUUGGCACUUUGUGCGCUGCGCCUCCGAGCUCAAGCAACAACAGUGCCACGUUCAAAGACUGUACUGUCAGAGAUAACGCCUCACUUAUCAAUAAAGCUUUUUAUGACCGCUCUGACCCUGUGCGCUGGACAGAGGUGCGUGGUAUAGAGGGAGGGAAGGAUUCCACGUUACCGCAGCCGAUCCCAACAGUAACUCAUGAAAGUUUGCAGAGAGCGGCUACGAACAUGAUAUCGACACCCAGUUCAACCACAACCACCGGGGUUUGUAGGAUCAUCAAAGAUGAGAAGGAGCCGUCACUAAUCAUGGAAACACCAUGUCCCGAUUUUGACCUAACGGCCAACAUCCCGACCCUCGAGACCUGUUAUGACAGCGAGAGGAAACAACAAGAGUUAGGUUUUCUGGAUGAUUCGGCAAUGUCUUUCCCCACCUCCGCGCCUGGACAACAAACACUAUUGGACUGUUCACCGAACUUUCUAGUCGACUUGAAUCAGAACGAACAGAUGUCCACGGUUCCCCAGGUCCGUGCAGACUCACGUGGUGUUCCCUUUCCUACUCAUCCCGGUAAGGGCAUGCUGAGUUUUGAUGUAAUGAGCAGUAACGGACAGGGUCCACAGCAGCAUUUGAUGAUUUAUAAAAGUGAAAUGCCCAGAUGGUCCAUUCAGACCUCUCCUACUCAUUCCUCGUUUUGGUGCCAGUCCAGCGGGGUCUCCGAGGACCAGUACCCACACCAUGGCUACUCCUCCCCGGAUGGAAUUCACACCUCAGCCCUGCUCCAGCGGUCCCCAACCUAUACAGGAUAUGGCGGUGUUCCACCCCAGAGACUAUGUAUGAUCUGUGGAGAUGAGGCCUCAGGGUGUCACUAUGGGGUCCUCACAUGUGGAAGCUGCAAAGUGUUCUUUAAACGAGCGGUGGAAGGACAUCAUAAUUAUCUCUGUGCCGGUCGAAACGACUGCAUCGUGGACAAGAUGCGAAGAAAGAAUUGCCCUGCGUGUCGCCUGAGGAAGUGCUACCAAGCUGGGAUGAUGCUCGGAGGGCGGAAGCUGAAGCGUUUUGGGGCCCUGAAGGCAGGUCCAGCCUUGAUGUUCCAGGGGGCCUUAUCAGCCCUGGGAGAUGGUCUGGCCCCAGCCUUGAUGUUCCAGGGGCCCUUGUCAGCCCUGGGGGAUGGUCAGACCCUGGCCUCUCUACCCUGCAUGCCUGGUCUCAACGAGCUGCAGCUCUCCCCUCAGAUCAUCAGCAUUCUGGAGAGCAUUGAGCCUGAGGUGGUGUACUCUGGCUAUGACAACUCCCAGCCUGACAUGCCACACCUCCUCCUCAACAGUCUCAACAGACUGUGCGAUAGACAGCUGUUGUGGAUCGUCCGGUGGUCCAAGUCCCUGCCAGGGUUCCGUAGCCUCCACAUCAACGACCAGAUGACACUCAUCCAAUACUCCUGGAUGAACCUCAUGGUGUUCUCUCUGGGCUGGAGAUCUUUCCAGAAUGUCACCAGUGAAUACUUAUACUUCGCUCCUGAUCUUAUCCUUAGCCAGGAUCGUAUGAGGAGAUCUCCCAUAUAUGAUCUGUGUCUGGCCAUGCAGUUCAUUCCUCAGGAGUUUACCAGCCUCCAGGUCACCAAAGAGGAGUUCCUCUGUAUGAAAGCCAUCAUGAUUCUCAACACUGUUCCAUUGGAGGGCUUAAAGAGCCAGGCCCAGUUUGAGGAGAUGAGACAGAAUUACAUUCGGGAGCUGACCAAGGCUAUCCAUCUGAAGGAGAGAGGCAUGGUGGCCUCCUCUCAACGCUUCUAUCAUCUCACCAAGCUGAUGGACGCCAUGCAUGAGAUUGUGAAGAAAGUGAACCUGUACUGUCUUAGUACCUACAUCCAGGCUGACGCCAUGAAGGUUGAGUUCCCUGAAAUGAUGUCAGAGGUCAUCUCCUCCCAGCUCCCCAAGGUCCUGGCCGGCAUGGUCAAGACCCUCCUCUUCCACGCCAAGUGACCAAUCACAGGAGACAACCUAACCUGCACCGCGCAAAGCACCAUGGAAGAAUAGAAUAUACCCAAAGAGCAAGAGUUGAAUAAAUAUUUUAUAAACAUCAUUAUAUAUCAAAUCAAAUAUCGACCAAAAUGUAAUUUGAUUUGAAAAUAGGUCUUUGUCCGGUGGGUGUAUCAUAUCUUUGAAACUAAGAAAAUGUAAGUUAAAACAUGAAGGUUUUGGGGAGGUGAUAUUUGGACCAAAUUAAAUGUGAAGGUUUUGGGGAGGUGAUAUUUGGACCAAGUUAAACGUGAAGGUUUUGGGGAGGAAUUAGUUGGGUUUAUGUUUGUGGCAGAAUGAUUCCUUCUCCAAGGUCUGAUGUCCAAUAGUCCAGCUAUGUCCUCCAGUCAGACCUCUGUGGUGAAUCCAUCAAAGAUACUGUAACGGUGCCUCCCUUCAAUUCACUCUUAUCUUUUGAGGUGGUAGAAUUUUAUAUAUAGAAGUUGUGUUAUAGCAUUUUUAAUUUGUGAGAAUUACUGUUUUGCUAGACUUGUAAGAGAGCUAGGUUUACGUCCCAAAUUGCACCCUAUUCCCAACAGUGCACUGCUUUUGACCAGAGUGCCAUGGGCUCUGGUUGAAAGUAGUGCACUAUGUAGGGAAUAGGGUGCUGUUUGAGACGCAACCUUAAAACUGGUGUACCAAGUUUUGCUUUUUGCGUUUGUUUUCAGUUACGUACAUGUUACACUUCCUGCUUCAUGGCUGGGCAUUUAUAUAUCUCAUGUUCCGCAAGUUACAUUUUCGUACAAAAUACACAAUGCCAUUCUAUUUCAUGUACCAUUAAAUUACAUAACCACUA